This is a messenger RNA of Giardia duodenalis, 3333 nucleotides long. Its product is annotated as 3'5'-cyclic nucleotide phosphodiesterase. The record is from RefSeq and is a predicted model, not a curated record. The coding region runs from base 1 to 3333 and encodes 1110 amino acids. Gene Ontology annotation, biological process: signal transduction. The transcript has a single exon. Gene Ontology annotation, molecular function: 3',5'-cyclic-nucleotide phosphodiesterase activity. NCBI's taxonomy places the organism in Eukaryota, Fornicata, Diplomonadida, Hexamitidae.
AUGCUAUUGCCCAAUUUGGUUGUUGAAGCGUGGGCCGUUUACAUGCUGGUGGCAGUGCUUGUGUACUUUCUGCCCCGGACGUCGCGGCCCAGAAGGUCUACAUCUACCAUCAUGCAUCAAGGCCCCGAUGUCGGUUUACAAGCAUCAAUACACUCACAGCCGUCGCCGGUUGAUGGCGCAAACGAUAUCUUUGGCGGAUGGCUUCUGCGGGUGUUGGAAAUGUCUACUUAUAUCUCUGUUUCUAAAGUAUGUCUAGUAACUCUAUAUUUUAUAUCACUCCUUCUUGUCUUUUCAGGCUCAUAUGCCGUGCCUCUAGGGACAUGCCUGUUUAGGGUCUUGUCCUUUAUCUUUCUACUCGAAGAUACAGCGUUGCCUAUGCUUGCACACUUAACGAUUCUGUCUCAUGGUGUCUCACGUGUGUGGUCUCGCUUGUAUCUACGCACUAUAGUACCUUUUCUGUUUCCAGUUGUGGCUCUUUCAAUUUACCGUGAAUUGACCACGCACCCAGGGCGCGUUGAUAUUUCUAUGCGCUCCAAUAACACUGCAACCGUUAUCUCCUGUGUGUUGUUGGUGGUGUUCUCUGUCACUGAAUGUAUCUUAUUAUAUCUCUUGCAUAAGCACUCCUGUGCUCUUAGUUGUGCCUCCCUACGUCCAGACUUGUGCCAACUAUCCUAUCACGAACCCAACCUAAACAAUUUCUUCAAGCAGAUGCUCCUCAUUUACUCCUUAUCUAACAAUGUGUACAAACUCAUUGUACGCAGGGUUGUCAAGCUCAUAACGCUUGUGUUUGCUUUCUCUAGAGAGUCUAUGCUUCAGCCAGAUACUCACUACAUCAUAAUUACGACGUUGAUCACCGUCAGAUUCACAUUGGCACUGGAUGGAAAUAUUGCUAUUACGCAUUUCGGUAAAAACGGUGAAGCCUCUCCCUUCCAUUCUUCUCGUUCCCUACUGCAUAUUGUCACGGACCCCACUCUGCUCAAGCUCUUUCUCAGAUAUUCUUCCUACUCUACACAAGCUGUUGAAAGGCUUUUAUUUUUAUAUGAUGCCAGCCUAUAUAGAUUGCAGCUGCUUGUUGCACAGAACAUCAACCUUAUUAAGGAAAGCACCGUCACCCUCAGCACUUGGUGGUUCCAAGACUCUCAGUACUUCCCCCCGAAGGUUGUGCAAAAGAUAAAUGAAAGGGUUCUUACUCUGCUCCUGCGCUCACCCACCUCUGGGUCCCUGCCGGAGCUACAGAGGGAGGCCCUCGAUAUCCUUUCUCUUCCAGAGAAGUGCGCCUAUUCUUUCCUGACUGAUUUCAUCAUACCAGCAUUCUACCAAUCCCCUUUAGGCAUUAGUGCACUUAUAAUUAGUAUUCUUUUUGAUAAGGUAUCGCUACACGGGGAGCCUUACUUUAAAAAGGCUCUCCACAAGCUCUUCAAGCAAUAUGGUCAGCACGAGAAGGUUUCGGCCUUCUACGACAUGCUGCACUUAAACCCGUUACUGGCCUUGUUCAUUCCUGAAGCCAUUUCAUGCGUUAUGUCGGAUACUACCUCGCCCCAUCAGUCACACGCCCCACAGUUGUGGAGAAAAAGAUCUCAAUCGAUUGCAGGUACACACUUAGGAUACUUUAGUCGAAAAAGCUGCUUCCUUAACAAAUGUCUCUUUAAACAACUUUCCGAUAUAACUGCGCAUAUUUUUCGCAUAGAAGGCCGAGAUUCUGCCAUGAGCAAGCGCCUUAUGUCAUCUAUCCAAGACUUAGAGUUUGUCGGCGUGCACAACAGGCUCUUCUCCCUGGAGACGUCCCAUUCCAUUGACUACAUACAGCAGAUAAUGUAUCCUCUUGUUGGUUCGCGAAGGCACAGCUCCUACAAGCGCAUUCUAUCGAAGUACAACCUACAGUCCAGCCUUGUACCUACCAAGGGCAGCAGUUCAUUGCUUUGCGUUUACACCUCGUUAUCUACGGACUCCACAGACCUCACCAAAUCUGUGGAUGAAUUCCUUUCUACAACAUUCUGCCCAAGACCGUCUUUUGACAGCAUGGAGAAGCUUAAAGAGACAGACUCUUCUAACUGCAGAUUGAGUCUUAAGACUAAAUCCUUUAUCGGCACGUACCUAGUGAAGCACAUCGUCCAGCUUAAUCAGCCAGUCCACCCACUCUUCAAAGAUCUAGACGACAGAGAGAAGCGCAAGUUUCAUGGAUUAUGCAUUCCAAAGCACGCAUUCUUCAGCACAGAGGCUUUUAUUUUGAGCAUUAACUCUUAUGCAGAUUGCAGCUUUUGGCCCAGCUUCCAAGAGACAGACGCUUGUGGCUCAAAGUCAAUAAGUUUUCAGUUUGCUCACUCUAGAGACGGAACAGAGAAGUCUCCUCGGAUGAUUGUGCGAACACCCGUCGACUCAUCUAAGCAUAUUCAAGUAACGAUUAUCUCCAAUCGCAUUAAGCUAUUCAGGCUACUAUAUUCUGCACUACACCAUCUCGGCUUAAUAACUGACUUUCGCUUACCUCUUGAGGCAAUAUCCACUCUGUGCCUGUGGCUUACAACCAACGAGACGAGUGUUUAUUAUAAUAGCUCGACAGUGAUUUACGUUAUCAGAACUGCAUUUGUAUUCCUUUGCUCUAUGGAGCACGAUGCCCCCGGGUUUCUGCCCAAGGAUGUUAUCCUAGCAAUGCUUCUUUCAGCUUUAUGCAGUACGUACAAGCACUCUGGUCUUUCUAAUAAGGCCCUUAUCUCCUCGGCUCAUUGGCUUGCCGAUCUAUAUGCAGAUAUUGCACCCUCUACAAAUUUCUGUACAGCAGCAGGAUGGAUUGCUAUAGUGCAAUCCGGACUCUUAGCUCAUUCCGACUUGAUUACUCGAAGACGUAUAAGGUCGUUUUAUCUGACGUUUUCACGGAGCUUUUCAGAGGACAUCGCUGUAACGAAUUACUACGAUAUCCUUCAAUCGUUGACCGAUAGAAGCAUGGACACCGAGCUGGAGGCUUUUAAAUUGAAGCUUUGCAAGCUCUUCACUUCCUUUCUACUGUUCUCGGCUCAGGCUUACAAUAAGGCCACGUCUCUCCACUUAUCUGUCAGUAAGCAUCUGGAUGUAGAGGAAGAAAUGCAGCUCUUAUCCUAUGUUCUACCAAACCAGGAGCCAUGUCUAAAUAAGAGUACAUACCCACUAGAUACAAUAGUGCUGCGUGAAACUGUGGGACUGACAACCAUAGCCCUUCCAAUACUCAUGCUGCUUAAAGAGUCUCUAAACUUUAUUUCGAAUUCCUAUCGGAUCAGAUUCGAGUAUGUUCUCAGGCAAAUCGAGCUUUUUACAAGGCACAUCAGUGCAUCGGCCAAUAUGUGGGCUUGUAUGUUGAAGUGA